This is a messenger RNA of Cygnus olor (mute swan), 2867 nucleotides long. RefSeq names its product RAS related 2 (gene RRAS2). Gene Ontology annotation, cellular component: plasma membrane. The transcript is spliced from 6 exons. The record is from RefSeq and is a predicted model, not a curated record. Gene Ontology annotation, biological process: signal transduction. Gene Ontology annotation, molecular function: GTPase activity; GTP binding; GDP binding. The coding region runs from base 957 to 1502 and encodes 181 amino acids. NCBI's taxonomy places the organism in Eukaryota, Metazoa, Chordata, Aves, Anseriformes, Anatidae.
GGGAAGGGGAAGGUGCCGGCCUCGCCCCGCCGGGUCCGGGCCCGCACCCCGGGGAGCCGGGCCGAGCCUCUGCCCGGCCUUCCCGGAGCGGGGGGCGACUCGUGCGGCACCCCGCGAGCAGCGCUCCUCGCCCCGGCCCCCGUUACUUGCCCGCGCCCUCGUGCGUGGGGCCGGCGCAGGCCGGGUCCAGCGCCGCUCACUCGGACGCGGUCCUGUUGCUUUAGGGGACGUUGCCCGCCCGGCCCUGCGGGCAGCCCGGCUGGCGGGGACAGCAGUGCGCGCAGCCGAGCGGGGCUUAAGUUCGGCUCCGAAAUGCUGCUGCGUUGGGAAACGUCACCGAAUGGACUUGUAUUGGCUGCGUUAAAGGCUUUUGGAUAAUUUUAACAUCACAGCAAAGAUGAUGCAGACGCUUCUAUUAACGGCAGAAGGAAGAAUAGAAAAAAACAAAGUUCAUGCUUAAUGCCUUGUUACGUGCGUUUGUUUUAAUGGCAGUAAGGCUCUGCAGAGUACUGCGUCGUUUCAGUAUUUGAGUACCUGUAGAAAUUAUUCUUUAAGCUAAGAGCUUGAGUCGCACGCGUGUAGAAAGUUUUGGCUCAAGAGCUUCUACCGACACUGGUCUUCCAGAGAAGACUUGCAAAGGAGGAACCUAAGCCUGCUUUGUAUCAUUUAAGAAUUUCUUCCAAGUAGUAGCAGUAAAAGAAAUGUAUUACUUUAGAAGAGUGGUGUCGGAAUAGCGAUGUAGCGCUGAGCUGAUGUGCUGAAGGCGAAUUUUUCAAAAUAACUUGUAGUCAGUUUGUAUUCAACUAUCUGCAUCGUUUUGCCCUCUUAGUUGCUUUAUCUUGAGAUGAAAUCUUGCCACCACGGAGUGAUCUUUAGCAGACAAUUCAGCCUUUGAACAACCUGAGAAAUGGCAGAGAAAUCAAGAUGUUUUGAGCAGAACCUUAGGUUCCUGAGAGAUGAGUUCUGUAUUACUACAUAGCUACAGACAGCGAGAGUCCUAUUUUGUUACGGAUUAUGACCCAACAAUCGAAGACUCCUACACCAAACAAUGCGUGAUAGACGAAAGAGCUGCGCGCUUGGACAUUCUGGAUACAGCAGGACAAGAAGAAUUUGGAGCCAUGCGUGAACAGUACAUGAGGACAGGGGAGGGUUUUCUGCUUGUUUUCUCAGUCACUGACAGAGGAAGUUUUGAAGAAAUCUAUAAGUUUCAGCGACAAAUUCUUAGAGUGAAAGAUCGUGAUGAGUUUCCUAUGAUUCUAGUUGGUAAUAAAGCAGAUCUGGACCACCAAAGACAGGUGACACAAGAGGAAGGUCAGCAGCUAGCGCGACAACUUAAAGUAACGUACAUGGAAGCCUCAGCAAAAAUCCGAUUGAAUGUAGACCAAGCUUUUCAUGAACUUGUCAGAGUUAUAAGGAAAUUUCAAGAACAAGAGUGCCCUCCUUCACCAGAGCCAACACGGAAAGAGAAAGACAAGAAAGGCUGCCAUUGUGUUAUUUUCUGAGAAUCCCAAGAACCAAGCUAUCAACUGCCAGAUUAUUUUUUUUCUUUCCAUCAUUUUACAUCACUUCUGGUAUUGGUCUAGCCUUAUAUGUGCAUGUCCUAAAAGUGGUCACCAGAAUAGCCUUAGUCCAAGAAGCUGGCAGAAUAGUUCUUGAAGAAGACUGUCAUCUUGGGGCAGACUUCAAAGCAAAACACUAAGGCUGCUUCUUUAAUACCACAGUUCCCUCCUCUCUCUUAAGAGCUUGCACCUUGUGGAGUUUUAUUCGCAAAGGAGAUGAAACAAAACCGUGUAGGACAAGGUGUUGAAGUCAUGCAUAAGUUGUCUCUUGUGAAUUAAUUUAUUUUUUACUUCUGACGUUUCAUUAGCUAUUACAAAGACCUAUACUGAAGCAUAGAGAAUACUUUUAAAAAGGGGUGGAUUGGCUUUUUUGCCCUCAGCUAAAUUAGACUUGAGUAUUCAGCUAGCCUUAAGAAACCUACACUGAAUUUCAUUGUCAGCAAAAAUUUUUAUCUCUUGUUUAUGCUGCAGUUUUAUUUCAGUGGCCAAAACAGUCUACUGUAUUUAUUUUAUGAAUCCAGAACAGCUACAGGAUGAUUACUACUACAAUUAGAAUAUGGCCAAAUACCUGAGCUCAUUCUGGAUUGAGGCAUUUCAGCUUAAUAUGAAAUUUCACAUCAUUGUUUGGAAACAACAAAAAAAAAGUGUCUUCCUUUGUAUUUCUGGGUAAGGGAUUAAGGAAAACUAAAAUUCUAGCUGUUUUUGUUUCAUGUGAUAUAAAAAUGAAUUUGAUCUUUCCAUUGUCAGAGAUGAUUAAAUGUUUUUGCUAUAUACUUUUAUACAUUAUUUUCUUAUCAAACUAGUUAACAAGUAUUUUUAUAUGUUUGUAAGCAAAUAUGCUUUCACAGCAUAACUUGUGUAUAUGUAAAGAUGAGUAUUUAAUUCUCACAGUUCACUUUUAACUGACAAAAUGUGGGAUUUGCCAAACUGUGGUAAACUUCUCCUUACUCCUCUGGUUAUACCCAAGAAUGGCCAAUUAUGUGCCUGCCCAACACACCCGUAGAGUAAAAUCUAGUGUUGUGUUUUAAUCAAUUGCAGUAUCCCUUACUAAAGACUGACCAUUAUGUGAAUUAUUAAACUGUAAGACUUUUAACUGAUUGUUUAGUUAAACUGUGGAUGGUUGUUUAAUUUUGAGUUCUGUGGAUUGUGUUUAAACAAUUCAAGAGUAUGUUCCCUGAUAUUGAAAUACUGAGUGGUAUUGCACAGUUGUCACCUUACUGAAUGUGUCCAACAGUUCUUUGAAACUUGAUUAUUAAGCAAACCCUUGUAUAACUUCAGGUGCUAGAAUUAAAGAUGAUCUAACUGUUA